Cydia fagiglandana is the source of this 854-nucleotide messenger RNA. RefSeq lists its product as uncharacterized. The coding region runs from base 103 to 471 and encodes 122 amino acids. The transcript is spliced from 2 exons. The record is from RefSeq and is a predicted model, not a curated record. NCBI's taxonomy places the organism in Eukaryota, Metazoa, Arthropoda, Insecta, Lepidoptera, Tortricidae.
AAGCUUAAUGCCAUUGCUGAAACAAAAGCAAGAAAAGACCCUGAGCCCGUUGAGAAGAAGUCUAAAAUAGAGAAGAAUACAACAAUUGAUUAUAUAUUCAACAUGGAUGAAGGUGAGACAGUAAAAUGUGAAAUAGGUGGCGUUGAUGCAGACAUACUGAUCGAUUCUGGGAGCAAAUGCAACAUUAUCACUGACACAACAUGGAAUCAUUUAAAAGCAAAUGCGAUUCAAAUAACCAGUCAAGAUAAAUCUGUGGAUAGAGUAUUUAUGGCAUAUGGCAGCAAAGAACCAUUGACGGUGCUAGGACGUUUUGAAGCCAACAUUAGAAUUGGUUCGGAAGAACAAGAAGCUACAUUCUACGUUAUCAAGGAUGGGCCUAGAGAUUUACUAGGCAAAGACACUGCUAUUUUGCUAAAAGUUCUCAAAAUUGGGGCUGUUCCGGGACAAAAUCCCUCAUCUUCUAGACAUUGAGCACAUGCAGACAGAUCUAGAAGUAAGGGACAAGGACGCCGAAAUGAAGGAAAAAGGAAAAUUAAAGGAAGAUCGCAAAAGAGGAGCAAAGGAACACCGGUUAGAGGUAGGAGAGAAGGUAUAUGUAAAAAACAUGCUUAAAGAGAACAAAUUAACAUCAAAUUACAAUUCUACACCUCAUACUGUUACUAGUGCUAAUAGAGGUGACAUAAAUGUUCGAAAUGAUCUAACUGGGCAAGAGUAUAAAAGAAACAUAGUCCAUUUAAAAAAAGUUGAAGGAGAAUGGAGAGUAUGGGGAAAGGAUAAAGAACAGUCUGCGUCUCUCACUGAUGAUUCUGAUCUUGAAUAAAUAUUUAGUGGAAUUGAUUGUAAUUCAAGGGUAG